CAUUUUCGGCGAGAAUAUAAAUAAAUACUUCCCGUUGAAAAUUACGUGUAUUACUGAGAGUGGUCUAGUAUUUUAUUAAGUGGUAUGAUCAGAUUUUUAACAGAUUUACAUCGGUAAAGAUGGAGAUCCCUUAUAGGAAAAUAUUUAUAUACAUAUUAACCUUCGCAGCCUAUGCAUACACUGGUAUAGGCUCGAGCAUGUUACGGAAUUUAAAAGAUGCAGUAUUGUCCGCUGAAUCAGUUUUCGGAGACUUAUUUCGCAAUACUAUCACGGUCGCUGAAAAGUUCAAAUCAUUGCACGAAAUAUUCGAUGCAGCUGUGGAAGAGGAAUGUAUAUUCUCAUGUCCUGAAGGCCAAAAACCAGUCAGAAAUAGAAAUCAUAUUCCGAAGUCUGAUGGCUGUGGUUCCCUUGGGUUUGAAAUUUCGUCAGAAUAUUUGCCACUGGAGCAGAUGACCAAUUGCUGCAACACACACGACAUCUGCUACGACACGUGCAACAGUGGCAAAGAAGUGUGUGAUCUAGAAUUCAAGAAAUGUUUAUACAAUUACUGUGAUUCUUACAAAUCGGUGAAUGUUGCCGGUGAAACAAUAACUAAAGGUUGUAAAGCAGCAGCUAAAUUGCUCUUCACAGGCACACUGACCCUCGGCUGCAAGUCCUAUCUGGAUGCACAGAAAAAUGCCUGCUACUGUCCACCUCCAAAGAACAAGUAUAGAAAAUAUACAACAGGAGACGGAGAACUUUAGGUUAUGGUGUACGUCAAUUAUUCAUUAUGCUAUAUAUCAUAAUUUUAACUUAAGCUAGGUCAAUAGUCUUAUUGACAAAAAUGUUGUAUUUUACAGUCAGCUUAACCAAUGAAAAUAUAAAGUAAUUUGUAGUAGUAAUUAUUUUUAUUGUUGAUGGCUGUUUAUUAUUUUACCUUGCUAGCAUCAUUCUUAUUUAUUGUUGUAUUUGUUAUUUUAUAAGUUGAAAGGAGACAGUUAAAAUAAAAAUGUAAUUUAUGUAACCUAAUUAGGUUGUGAGGCUGCCAAAUGUUGUUUAAGUCUUUAAAUUUAUAAUUAAUUGUAACAGGCAUCAAGUUUAACUAAGACAAAUUAUAACAUAACUUAAGACUGCAAAACAUCUGUGGCAUUAUUAUUUAAGUGUUUGUGUGAUAAUGUUGUAGUGAUUAUUCUUUUGGUCUGGUUGAUAUUAUUAGUUUAUUCAUGAAAAUAAUCAUGCAUGAUGGAAGUGUUUGGGAUUGAAAUAUUUUUGUACAGUUAAUAAAAAGAUUCAUACAUU
This is a messenger RNA of Cydia splendana, 1278 nucleotides long. It is a transcript of the gene GXIVsPLA2, whose product is annotated as group XIIA secretory phospholipase A2. The record is from RefSeq and is a predicted model, not a curated record. The transcript is spliced from 4 exons. Gene Ontology annotation, biological process: lipid catabolic process; arachidonate secretion; phospholipid metabolic process. Gene Ontology annotation, cellular component: extracellular region. Bases 120 to 743 code for a protein of 207 amino acids. Gene Ontology annotation, molecular function: A2-type glycerophospholipase activity; calcium ion binding. Lineage: Eukaryota; Metazoa; Arthropoda; Insecta; Lepidoptera; Tortricidae.